AUGACAAAGAAGAGAACUAUAGAUGAGGAUCAGAGCAAUAGCAGUGAUGAGAGCAGUGGAAGUGAACAUCUUCAACUUCAACAACAACAUCAACAGCAACAACAACAACAGAGUUUAAAGAAACAAAAGGUCUACACACCAAAUCCACCUCCAACUGAUCGUCCAGUGCGCGUCUAUGCCGAUGGUAUAUAUGACCUGUUCCACUUUGGUCACGCCCGCUCGCUGCAGCAGGCCAAGAGUCUGUUCCCCAACACAUACCUGAUCGUUGGCGUCUGCAACGACGAGAUGACACACAGACUCAAGGGCAAGACCGUCAUGACCGACGUGGAGCGCGCUGAGUCGCUGCGCCACUGCCGCUGGGUGGACGAGGUGGUCGAGCACGCGCCCUGGAUCAUCACACAAGAAUUCAUCGACGAGCACAAGAUUGACUUUGUGUCGCAUGGUGAGGACGCCUGUUUGGACAAGGACGGCAACGACAUCUAUCAGUUUGUCAAGGAUCAGGGCAAGUUCAUGACGAUCAAGCGUACGGACGGCAUCUCCACAUCGGACAUCAUCCUGCGCAUCGUCAAGGACUACGAUGACUAUGUCAAGAGAAACCUGAAGCGAGGCUACACUGGCAAGGAGAUGAACGUCGGUGUGUUCAAGGAGAAGGCUCUCCAAGUCGAAGAGAAGAUCAACCAAUUCAAGACCAAAGUACGUGACAGUGUCGAUCAGCUCAAGCUGUGGUCUUCAGAGAACAACAUCAAGGAGUUCCUUUCAAAGUUCAGUAGGAGAAUCCCAAAGAUUACCAAUAUGUCCUCGCCACAGAGGAGUCCGGAGCAAGACUUUAGUUAUGAUCAGGAUGUUGUCAGUCCACCACCAUCAAGUCCACCAAGCAACUAUUGA
Messenger RNA from Acytostelium subglobosum LB1, 885 nucleotides. RefSeq lists its product as hypothetical. The coding region runs from base 1 to 885 and encodes 294 amino acids. Gene Ontology annotation, biological process: CDP-choline pathway. The transcript is spliced from 2 exons. The record is from RefSeq and is a predicted model, not a curated record. Gene Ontology annotation, molecular function: choline-phosphate cytidylyltransferase activity; phosphatidylcholine binding. Lineage: Eukaryota; Evosea; Eumycetozoa; Acytosteliales; Acytosteliaceae.